Delphinapterus leucas (beluga whale) is the source of this 2355-nucleotide messenger RNA. RefSeq names its product ADAM metallopeptidase domain 18 (gene ADAM18). Gene Ontology annotation, biological process: male gonad development; cell adhesion; binding of sperm to zona pellucida. Gene Ontology annotation, cellular component: plasma membrane. The record is from RefSeq and is a predicted model, not a curated record. Lineage: Eukaryota; Metazoa; Chordata; Mammalia; Artiodactyla; Monodontidae.
GAUGCCCAAGGAUGAGCCAGCACAGCUGAAAGCGACUGCGAGGCCCUGGUCCUCACCCCCAGGGCCCGGGGGCCUAGCGCGCUGAACCCCUGACUGCUGCUGCCCGCGAGCCUCACGGCUGCCCAACGGUCUCUGACCUUGGCCGUGCUUCCAGCGCCCCGCCCAGCGAUGUUCCUCCUCGUUGCCCUGCUUGCUGAGCUUGGAGGGCUACACGCCCUCCAGGAUUCUGAGGGAAUAUUCCUGUAUGUCACAGUUCCACAGAAGAUGAGGUCGAAUGAGAGUGAAGAUUCAGAGAAGCAGGUGACUUAUAUCAUUACAAUUGAUAAAAAACCAUACACUCUGCAUCUCAGGAAACACUCAUUCGUAUCCCAGAACUUUUUGGUUUAUACAUAUAACGAAACUGGAUCUUUGCAUUCUGAGUCUUCAUAUUUUAAGAUGCAUUGCCAUUACCAAGGAUACGUUGCAGAUUUUCCAAAUUCAGUCGUGACACUCAGCAUCUAUUCUGGACUCAGGGGAUUUCUUCAGUUUGAAAAUAUCAGCUAUGGAAUUGAGCCAUUGGAAUCUUCAGCAAGGUUCGAGCACAUAAUUUAUCAAGUGAAAAAUGACAAUCCAGAUAUGCCAAUGUUAGCAGAAAAUUACAGCAAUAUUUGGCAGAAAGACGAGCCCUAUAAAAUCCAUUUAAACUCACAGGAAAAAACUCUUUCAGAACUAUUACCCCAGUAUCUAGAAAUGCACAUUAUAGUGGAAAAAGCUUUGCAUGAUUAUAUGGGAUCAGAAACGAUGGCUGUAAUGCAGAAAAUUAUUCAGCUUAUUGGCCUUGUCAACACAAUGUUUAGUCAGUUCAAAUUGACUGUGAUACUAUCCUCCUUGGAAUUGUGGUCAGAUAAAAACCAAAUUUCUACUAAUGGGGAUGCUGAUGAUUUAUUACAAAGAUUUUUGACAUGGAAACAGGACUAUCUUAUCCUACGGCCCCAUGACGUAACAUUCUUACUUAUUUACAGGAAACAGCCUAAAUAUGUGGGAGCAACAUUUCCUGGCACAAUAUGCAAUAAAAGCUGUGAUGCAGGUAUUGCUAUGUAUCCAGGUACAAUAACAUUGGAGGGAUUUUCCGUUAUUAUAGCUCAACUGCUUGGCCUUAAAAUAGGAUUAACAUAUGAUGACAUCCAUAAAUGUUCCUGUCCAAGUGCUAUGUGCAUAAUGAAUCAUGAAGCAGUGGUUUCCAGUGGUAUAAAGAUGUUUAGCAACUGCAGCAUGCGUGACUACAGAUAUUUUGUUUCAACAUUUGAGGGUCAGUGUCUUCAGAACUUUUCAAAACUGAAACCAUUAUAUCAAAAUCAGUCGGUGUGUGGUAAUGGGAUUUUGGAACCUCAGGAAGAAUGUGACUGUGACAGUGAACAGAUAUCAGUAGCAGGCACUCCCUGUAGAAAAAGUGUUGAUCAAGAGUGUGAUUUUACCGAGUAUUGCAAUGGGACUUCCAGUAGUUGCAUUCCUGACACGUAUGCAAUGAACGGCCAAUUGUGCAGGUUGGGAACUGCGUACUGUUACAAUGGACGAUGCCAAACUACCGAUAACCAGUGUGCCAAGAUAUUUGGAAAAGGUGCUCAAGGUGCUCCAUUUGCCUGUUUUGAAGAAGUUAAUUCUCUGCGUAAUAGUCUUGGAAACUGUGGUUUUAAAAACUCCCAACCAUUACCUUGUGAACAGAAGGAUGUUCUUUGUGGAAAAUUGGCUUGUGUUUGGCCACAUAAUAAUACUUACAAAAGUGAUGUUCGCUCUGCAGUUUAUUCAUCUACUCAAGGACAUGUAUGCAUAACUAUUGGGUCAUCAGUGAGAUCAGGUGGAAGAGAUUAUGCCUAUGUGGCUGAUGGCACUGUGUGUGGUUCACAAAUGUAUUGUAUAAAUAAAACCUGCAAAGAAGUUCCUUUAAUGGGGUAUAAUUGUAAUGCCACUACAAAAUGCAGAGGAAAUGGGAUAUGUAAUAAUUUAGGCAAUUGUCAUUGCUUUCCUGGGUAUAGGCCUCCAGAUUGUGAAUUACAAAUUGGUUCACCGGGAGGAAGUAUUGAUGAUGGAAAUGAUCAUAAAUCUGUUACAAUUUUUACUAAAAAAGGCUACAAUGCACAUCAGAACUGGUUUAUAUUGAGUUUCUACAUUGUUCUGCCCUUUUUCAUAAUUUUCACCAUUAUGAUCAUGAAGCGAAAUGAAAUGAGAAAAUCAUGCAACAAAGAGAGUGCAGAAUAUGAGGGUCAUUCAGCCAUUGUACCAGAGAGUUAUGACGUGGACUAUUAAUAUUGCCAAGAACUUCAUCAUCAAGUGGGCUACAUGCAGAAGAGAAGGUGUUUUGUAACCCUAUGAUACCAC